This is a messenger RNA of Loxodonta africana (African savanna elephant), 6213 nucleotides long. Its product is annotated as ATP-binding cassette sub-family C member 2-like. The transcript is spliced from 28 exons. NCBI's taxonomy places the organism in Eukaryota, Metazoa, Chordata, Mammalia, Proboscidea, Elephantidae. Gene Ontology annotation, molecular function: ABC-type transporter activity; ATP binding; ATP hydrolysis activity. Gene Ontology annotation, cellular component: membrane. The record is from RefSeq and is a predicted model, not a curated record. The coding region runs from base 124 to 4002 and encodes 1292 amino acids. Gene Ontology annotation, biological process: transmembrane transport.
GCUCGCUGGCAGGGGACUGCGGGCUGCGGGCCGGGCUGAGCGCACAUCCUCCCGACUAGUCCCCCGCCCGGGCCGAGAGAGGCGACUCCCUCCGCCUCUGGUCGCUAGGCGCCGGCGCGGACCAUGUUUUCCAGUCGGUGGAGGUGGAGCGACAGCGUCUCCUACGAGAGGGUCUCCGGGGGACUCGAGGAGCAGAAAUGCAGUCCAGAGAAAAGUGCUUCAUUCUUCAGUAAGGUGACAUAUUCCUGGUUUAGCAGAAUAAUUAUCUUAGGCUAUAAUAAACCUUUGGAAAGAGAGGAUCUUUGUGAACUGAACGAAAGUGAUUCCUCCUACACUGUGUGUCCCAUUUUUGAAAAACAAUGGAGGAAGGAAGUCUUAAGGAAUCAAGAGAGGCAAAAGGCUUCGUCUUGUAAAGAGGCACAUAUCAGGAAGCCAUCAUUACUCUCCGCAUUGUGGAACAACUUUAAGUUCGUCCUGAUUCAAGUUGCUUUAUUCAAAGUAUUUGCUGAUAUUUUGUCCUUCACUAGUCCACUUAUAAUGAAGCAGAUGAUCAUUUUCUGUGAACACCACUCUGAUUUUGACUGGAGUGGCUAUGGCUAUGCGGUGGCACUUUUUGUUGUAGUCCUUUUGCAAACCCUGGUCCUUCAGCAAUAUCAACGUUUUAACAUGCUUACCUCUGUAAAAAUCAGGACAGCCGUAACUGGACUCAUUUACAAAAAGGCUUUAGUUUUAUCUAGUGUUUCUCGAAAAAAGUUUUCCACUGGAGAAAUUAUUAAUUUGAUGUCAGGAGAUACCCAGCAGCUCGUGGACUUGGCAGCAAAUCUCAAUCUUCUGUGGUCAGCGCCUUUUCAAAUCCUGAUGGUCGUAUCAUUACUCUGGCAAGAACUGGGUCCAGCAGUGUUAGCAGGGGUUGCAGUCCUUGUGUUUGUCAUACCAAUAAAUGCUUUAGUUGCUACUAGAGUAAAAAAGCUGAAGAAAAGUCAAAUGAAGAACAAAGAUAAACAGAUAAAACUACUCAAUGAAAUCUUACAUGGAAUUAAGAUCCUCAAAUUUUAUGCCUGGGAACCCGCCUAUAAAAAGAAGAUUAAUGAAAUUCGAGAGCAGGAAUUAGAAGUUCAAAAAUCUGCUGGGUAUCUGGGGGUAUUUUCUAUGCUGACGUUAACUUGCAUUCCAUUCUUGGUGUCCCUGGCCACCUUUGGAGUCUAUUUCUUAUUGGAUGAAGAAAAUAUUUUAACAGCUGCUAAAGUGUUCACAUCUCUGUCUUUGUUUAAUAUUUUGAGGAUUCCUUUGUUUGAUUUACCAAUGGUGAUUUCAGCUGUGAUCCAGACAAGGAUAUCAUUGGGUCGUUUGGAGAACUUUCUCAACACUGAGGAGCUGCUUCAGAGUAUUGAAACAAACUACAGAGGAGAUCAUGCCAUUGGAUUUACAAAUGCUUCUUUUUCCUGGGAUAAAACAGGGGUUCCAGUACUAAAAGACCUGAACAUAAAGGUCCCAGAAGGUGCUUUAGUGGCUGUUGUAGGGCAAGUUGGGUCUGGAAAAUCAUCUGUGCUUUCUGCCAUCCUGGGGGAAAUGGAGAAACUCACGGGAGUAGUCCAAAGAAAGGGCUCCGUGGCUUAUGUUUCCCAGCAGGCCUGGAUUCAGAAUUGCAUUUUGCAAGAAAACAUUCUCUUUGGCUCUGUCAUGCAGAAGCCAUUUUAUGAGCGAGUCUUGGAAGCCUGUGCCCUCAUUCCAGAUUUGGAGCAGUUACCAAAUGGAGAUCAAACGGAGAUUGGAGAAAGAGGUGUGAAUAUAAGUGGAGGGCAGAAGCAUCGAGUAAGCCUGGCCAGAGCUGUCUAUAGUGGAGCCGACAUCUACCUCUUGGAUGAUCCUUUGUCUGCAGUUGAUGUUCACGUUGGAAAGCAGCUUUUUGAAAAAGUGAUAGGGCCUUCAGGCAUUUUAAAAAAUAAGACUCGUAUUUUAGUGACACACAACCUCACACUUCUGCCACAGAUGGAUCUUAUUGUCGUAAUGGAAAAUGGCAGAGUAGCACAAAUGGGAACAUACCAGGAGUUGCUGUCUAACACCAAAAAUUUCAGUAAUCUGCUUCAGAUCUCCAAUGAACAAGAAAGAGCUCAUGUUUUAGAGGGAGUCAAUGUAACCAACCCCAGAACUACACCGAAAGACCAAUCCCAGGAGCAAAAAGAUAGGCCCUCUUUGGAUCAAGAAAAACAGUUCUCAAUGAGAAAAGAAAAGAUCCCUGUUGGUGGGUUGAAGUUCUCAGUAAUCAUGAAGUACCUCCAAGCCUUCGGUUGGCCCUGGGUGUGGCUGGUUGUGGCCACUUACCUAGGGCAGAAUUUGGUGGGCAUUGGACAGACUCUGUGGCUAAGUUCCUGGACAAAAGAAGCAAAGCACGUGGAUGAGUUAAAGGAAUGGAAGCAAAUAAGAAGCAAUAAACUUAAUAUCUACGGAUUACUGGGAUUAAUUCAAGGUCUCUUUGUCUGCUCUGGGGCCUACGUGCUCACGAGAGGAUCCCUGGCAGCCUCCCGAACCUUGUAUUCUCAGCUGCUGAAUAACGUGCUGCACCUCCCGCUCCAGUUUUUUGAAACUAAUCCCAUAGGCCAGAUUAUCAAUCGGUUCACCAAGGACAUGUCUGUGGUUGAUGUACGUUUCCAUUACUACUUACGAGCCUGGCUGAAUUGUACAUUGGAUGUUAUUGGAACAGUUUUGGUCAUUGUGGCAGCUUUACCACUCUUUAUUCUGGGAGUGGUUCCCUUGUCUUUCCUCUAUCUCACUAUACAAAGAUACUACGUGGCAAGCUCUCGGCAGAUUCGGCGCUUAGCGGCAGCAUCGCGCUCUCCCAUCAUUUCACACUUCAGUGCGACUUUAUCAGGAGUGUCUACAAUCAGAGCAUUCGGGCAUGAACAGAGGUUCAUCCGGCAAAGCAAGGAUGUGGUGAAUGAGAACUUGGUCUGUUUCUACAACAGUAUAAUUUCAAACAGGUGGCUGUCUGUUAGACUGGAGUUUCUUGGCAACCUAAUGGUAUUCUUUGCUGCAUUGCUGGCUAUGCUGGCUGGCAGUUCCAUCGAUUCAGCAAUAGUUGGUUUGUCCAUAUCCUAUGCUUUAAAUAUUACACAGUCUCUGAAUUUUUGGGUGAGGAAAGCAUGUGAAAUUGAAACCAAUGCAGUUUCCAUUGAAAGAGUUUGUGAAUAUGAGAGUAUGGAGAAGGAGGCACCUUGGAUAAUGUCUAGAAGGCCUCCAUCACAAUGGCCCAAUAAAGGUAUAGUGGAGUUUAUUAAUUAUCAGGCUCGAUACAGAGACGAUCUUGGUUUAGCAUUACAAGAUAUCACGUUCCGGACUCAUGGGGAAGAGAAGAUUGGAAUUGUGGGAAGGACUGGAGCAGGCAAAUCAACACUAUCAAAUUGCUUGUUUAGAGUUGUAGAGAGAUCAGGAGGCAAAAUUAUUAUCGAUGGGAUUGACAUAUCAACUAUUGGACUGCAUGACCUUCGUGGCAAACUUAAUAUUAUCCCACAGGAUCCCAUUUUAUUUUCUGGAAGCCUUCAAAUGAACCUGGAUCCUCUGGACAAGUAUUCUGACGGCGAGCUGUGGGAAGUGCUGGAAUUGUGUCACUUAAAAGAGUUUGUGCAGUCCCUUCCCAAGAAGCUGCUGCAUGAGAUCUCUGAGGGUGGUGAAAAUCUCAGCGUUGGACAACGGCAGCUUGUCUGUCUUGCUCGUGCUUUGCUUCGAAAAACAAAAAUUCUUGUCUUGGAUGAGGCAACAGCCUCCAUCGAUUUUGAGACUGAUAACUUGGUGCAGACGACUAUCAGGAAGGAGUUUUCUGACUGCACGGUCCUGACGAUUGCUCACAGACUGCAUUCCAUCAUUGAUUCCGACAGAGUGCUUGUUCUCGACUCUGGGAGGAUUAUAGAAUUUGAAACCCCACAGAACUUGAUACACCGGAAAGGACGUUUCUUUGAAAUGUUAACAGAAGCUGGAAUAACUCAAGACUCGGAGGCAAAAAAAUAAGUCAUUUUAGCUGUAUGUUGAUUAUACAAGAUGAGAAAAAAAAAAAGUGUAGUACAUAAAAAGAUGGGGCAUAAAUGCACAAGGGCAGGCCCCUGGGUACGAGUUGGCACAAACGCCUAAUGGCCCCAUAGCUUCUAAUCAACCUGGGUUGCACCUUACCUUCUCUGUCCCAUUCAUGCCAUCUGGAAUGCCCACCUUCUCCACAUUGCCUAAAGGGCUAAGAACCACUUAUUUAAAGCACUGACUUCAUUCAGUAGUCACCUCCUCCAUAAAGCCUCUCCUGAUCUCCCUCCCUGCACCCUAGUCUGGUUUAGAUGCCCCUUUUCUGUGCUUUCAUUACUCCCGUGUGCAUACUUUUAACAUGGCAGGUACUGUAUUCUAUUUUAAUUCUUUACUUGACUGUCUCCUCUACUAGAUAAAGACACUUGAACGUAGGAGUUUGGUUUUAAUUAUCCUUGUAUAUUACAUUGCUAGCAUAGUGCUUUUCACAUAGCUGAUACCCAACAAAUGUUUGUAGAAGGAACGACUAUUUGUGUUAAAGUAAUACGAUAUGUGUGCUUACAUGCAUCUACGGUAUAUGCUAAGCUACUGUACAGUUGAUGAAAUGAUAGAGAAAUCAUGGAAAUAAUAUUAAGAGCUAUUCAGCUGCCUUUUGGAAAGGAUAAUUAUAUAUUAACUGAAUUUGAUGAUCUGCUUUAUUUAAAAAUAAUGUUUUAUAAUAUGUUUACUAUUUAUCUUUGAGUAAAAAACAGCAAUAUUUUCUAUGUAAUAUCAUAGUUUGCCUGGAACAGUCCCAGUGGGCUAUGCAUUACAUGUAUGUGCAGGAGAAGAGUAUUGAUAUGUUAUGCUAAUCAUAUUUGAAGGGCUUUUUCAUUUAGUAGUUUUAUGUAAUAGAAGCUAUAUUAUUUUUCUGAAUUGCCCUUCAGAUGUGAAGUGUUCAACCUUCAGAGGUAUUUUCAAGAUGACUUUAAUAAAAUAUUUUAACAUGUUUUUGAAGGGUCAUCAACCAUUUCUUUUAUCCUUAUUUUCUUCUUCCUUUGUGUAUACACAACUCUUGGCUCAUCCCCUGAGUAUUUAUGGAAAGUUUCCUUAAAUUAUUAUAUCAUAUAUUAUCUGCAGUCUCAUCCCAUUAGAAUCUUCUAAUGUAACUUCAAGUAAGCUACUUGAAGUUUUGUCCUGUCUUUGCAAUCCCUGAAGUGCCUACCACUGUGUUUUGUAUUCAGUAAACAUUGAAUAAACAUUUGAAUUCUGUCUAAAAAAAAGGAUCGAAAUAUUUCAUUAACAGCAGUUAACAGAUGCUUCAGCCUCUUUAUACCUAUAGUUUUAGUGACUCAGUCAAUCUAAUGGUAAACCAACAGUAGUGUAUUCACACAAUGGGACUCUAUACAGUUUUGAGCAUGAAUGUACAACAGCUACAGGCAGCAAUAUGGAUGAAUCUCACAAACAUAAUGUUGAGUGAGAAGAGCUAGACUAAAAGAAUACUAUUACAUGAUCCCAUUUAUAUAAAAGUAAAAAAUAAAAUUAAAAAAAUAUAAAAAAGGAAAAACAAAUCUAUACAGUGUAAGUCAGGAUAGUGGUCACCACUGGCGGGGAGAAGAAAUUAUUGAAAGGGUGCCCAAUGUGGGCUUCAGGGAUAACGGUUAUGUUCUGUUUCUUGAUCUAAAUCAGUUAGUGAAAAUUCAUGGAACUGUAUACUUAGGAUAUGGACCAUUUUCUACAUAUAUAAUACUUAAAGGGUAAAAAUAAGUCAAUAAUAAAAUUAAUAUAAAAAUUACUAAUGGUACUCAAAGAUAAUUUUAUUGUGUUUUGAGAAAUUAAUAUUUCAUUUAAAUUUCAAUUAUGUACAUCAAGCGUGUUCAAUCACUGAAUUACACUAGAGGCUAAGUGCAGGGUACUCAAAGUGACUGGAUUGUAGAAAGGUAGUAUAUUUGAAUUGAAUAAAAGUCAUGUUUAUUCAAUGUUGUCUGAUUUGUGUAAAGAUUGUAUAACUUCAAAAUAGAUUAAGAAAAUAAAUAAUAAGUAUAAUUUCAGUAUGCAGAAAUGUUUGUCUUAGCUGAUAAAAGGAAGAUUCUAGGUAGCAUUAAGUUGACUUAUUUCAGGAUAAUGAGAAUAUCUGUUAUUGAAAGCCCACCAUGUGCUGGGUAACAUGCAAAGCACUUGAAUCAUUAGUCAUUUUCUAUUCUCACGGACAACUGUAACAGAUAUUAUUAU